This is a messenger RNA of Dictyostelium purpureum, 2797 nucleotides long. RefSeq lists its product as uncharacterized. Lineage: Eukaryota; Evosea; Eumycetozoa; Dictyosteliales; Dictyosteliaceae. The coding region runs from base 1 to 2763 and encodes 920 amino acids. Gene Ontology annotation, biological process: cytoplasmic stress granule assembly. The transcript has 2 exons. The record is from RefSeq and is a predicted model, not a curated record. Gene Ontology annotation, molecular function: RNA binding. Gene Ontology annotation, cellular component: cytoplasmic stress granule.
AUGAGUCAACCAAAAGAUAAAAAGAAAUCUUUUAAUAACACUGGUAGUGGCGGUGGAACUGGUGGAAGUGGUGGAUAUAAUUCAUCACCAAAACAUGGUAAUAACAGAAAUAGCAAUAAACAACAAUCACCAUCACAUCAUCAUAAUAAUAAUAAUACUAUAAACAGUCAUCAACCACAUUCAUCUCAAGCACAAGACGGUUUAACUCAAAUGAAAGAAAGAACAGUUUAUAUGUCAAUGAGUUUAGUUGGUCAAGUGAUCAGUGUUACAUUAAAGAAUGGCGACAUUUAUGAAGGUAUUCUAUCAUCAACUCAAACUAAUACAGCUGGAGAUAAAGGUGGUAGCGGAGGUUGGGGUCUAGUAUUAAGAAUGGCAAGAAAGAAAGAUUUAAAUAACAAAGUAAUUACAACUCAACCAUUACCAAUUAUUAUUAUUCAAGCUAAAGACUUUUUACAACUUACAGCAACAGGUGUAGUUUUAGAUCACUAUAAAGAUUCAUUUAUGAGUAGAGAACUCUUCUACACCGAUACCGAAUUAAGUGGUUUUGAUGGCAACCUUAAAGAACGUGAACUUCUUCCAUGGACUCCAGAUCCAACAUUCGAUGGCUCAUUAGAAGAUUUUGGCGAAAAAAAACCAUCCAACUGGGAUCAAUUCGAAGCAAAUGAAAAAUUAUUUGGUGUUACUACAAGUUAUGACGAAGAUCUUUAUACAACUCGUUUAGAUAGAGACUCCGAUUUCUAUAUUAAAAAUCAAAGACUUGCUGAAAGAACUGCUCACGAAAUUGAAAAUGAAAAAUCAUCAAAUAUUCAUUUAUUAGAAGAGCGUGGUUAUAUUGAAGGUGCAGAUUAUGAUGAAGAAGAGCGUUAUAGUUCAGUUGUUAGAAAAGGAGGUGUUACAAAUGGUAAUAGCCCAUCAACUACCACCACCACAUCAUCAACUACUAUUUCAUCGACAUCAUCAGUUUAUAUUCCACCAUCUAAACGUGGCCAAUCAGGAAAAUCAACACCUAAUCAAAAAUCACAAGAUGCAAUUAUAUCACCACCAACUUCCACUACUACUACCACCUCAACUAAAACCUCAAUCGAUACAUCAACUAUAUCACAAACAUCCAAUACACCAAGUACAGGUUCAACACCAUCAACACCAUCGACACCAUCAACACCAUCGACACCAAAAUCAUCUUCACAAUCAGUUUCAAAUAAUUCACCAUUAGGCGAAAAUUACAAUAAAGAAUCACCAAACAUUUCAAAAUUACGUUUUGGUUCACAAGCAAUCGAACAAGAAGCUAUGGGAUCACCACGUGAAAUUUUAUCACCACGUACAGUCGCAUACACUCAUUACAGAAAGGUAUUAUUAUCAGAACCACAUGCCAAAUUGAACCAAUUAAAUCAAUUAAAAUCAUCAUCUCAAGGUGUUGCUACUACUCCAUCCUCACAAGCGGAAACUCCAAAAUCACCAGCACCAAUGAUCGUAUCCGAUCACGGUUUAGUAAGAGCUCUUUCAUUGGAAAUAGCCACUCCAUCUGUUCCAGAAAACGUUGUAAAUGAAUUCAAUAGCUUUAAAUUAAAAAAUCAACCAAACGUUAAUCGUGGCUUUGAAACUCAAAAUCUUAAAAGUUUUAGUAGUAAUUUAGUUAUUAAAUCGAAAUCAAGACCAGGUUCACCAUUAAUCGGAUCUGGUUCACCACGUCCAACUCCAACUCAACUUUCUUUAGCUGCCACUACAGUCGAAGAAAUUAAAUCUACAACAACAAUGGCUGCACAAGUUAAACAAGCAUUAAGCGCCGAUGAAAAAGAUUCUGAAAAAACUAAUGAUGAAAAGAAAGAUGAAGAAAAUAAACAAACAACAAGCGAAAAGAAAGAAGAUGAAAAGAAAGAUUCAACUACUUCAACUACAACCACAACCACUACAACAUCAACUUUAACAUUAAAAUCAAGAUUAAAAUUAAAUCCAAAUGCUAAAGAAUUUGUACCACCAAGUUCAAGUAAAUUAUCAGCACCAAAAGCAGUACCAGAAUCAAAAACUGAUAGUAUUACACCAAUUAAUGAAAUUUAUUAUGAAUCAAUGAAAAAAAGAUUACAGAAUCAAGAAUCACCACACUCUGUACCAUCCUAUUGGAGUGAUCAAUAUAUCCGUUUCGAUGAUCAAAUUGACCCAGCAUUAGCUUAUGGAUAUCCACAUCUCAGAGGUCCAGUUGGUCCAAUGAGUCCUGUACCAUUUUAUCAUCAUUUACCACAAGCUAUGGUCCCACCACACGCUCAAAUUCUUGGUCAACCACCAAAAGGAGGUAUGAUUCACGCUGGUAUGAUCCCACAACAAGCCCCACCAGGAGCCAUGGGUGGUAAGGCUAUUCAUUACCCACCACCACAAUCACAACAAGGUGGCCAAACUCCACCACCACCAGGAGUUCAAGUUAGAGGUCAACCAUUCAUACCGGGACAUGCUGGUGUACCAGUUGGACCACCACCAAAUGGUCAACCAUUUGUUUUUACCCAACCACCACCAUUCCACCCAUCAGCUUAUCAAUUACAUGCCCCAGGUAUCCCACAAAAGAGAUAUCCACAAGGUGUUACACCACAUUAUGCUCCACAAAAUGUUCCCCCACAUAUGAACCAAUAUCAACAAAUUAUUUUACCUGGUCAACCACCUUCACCACAAAAUUCAAUGGGUGUCCCACCAAACCAAGAAGGUGGUCAUAGAAUUAAUUAUCCUCCAGCUUAUAUUCAAAGACAAUAUCACCCAAAUGAUCAACAAUAUCAUUAAUAAAUAAUUUAAUAUAUAAAAAAUUAAUAAUAUU